Messenger RNA from Pedinophyceae sp. YPF-701, 1449 nucleotides. NCBI's taxonomy places the organism in Eukaryota, Viridiplantae, Chlorophyta, Pedinophyceae. The record is from the annotation of a GenBank genome assembly.
AUGUCCGCUGGGAGGCAGGGCAAGCGACGGACCUGUGCAUCUGGCGGGCAGCUGGUGCGCGUGGCCUUGGUGGCGUCCGCCUCGAGGCUCGCGAUCCUCGCUCUCAUGCUCCUCGCAGGCUGGCUGGUCUCGGAGUACGACGACUCAGCUCCGCUACCGCACGAGUGUCCGGGCUCGGAGCUGCACGACCCUGUUGUUGCUGAUCGAUGGCCGGUGGCCGACGUGCUGGAAAAGGCUCUCGUGUGGGACUCGGUGCACAUGGCCCACGCCGCCCGCUGCGGAUACAGCUACGAGAACCAGUACGCGUUCUUCCCGUUGCUCCCGUGGGCGCUGCGGACCCUCACGAGGACCCUCCUGGCACCCGUCGCGCCACACCUGGGGCACCUGGCGAGCAUGGCUCUCGCGGGCCUCCUCCUCUCCAACGCCGCGUUCGUCGCAGCUGCGGUCUACCUAUACAGGCUGACUCUGCUGGUCCUGGGCGACGAGCGGCACGCGGCGCUGGCCGCGGUGCUGUACUGCAUCAACCCCGCGUCCGUGCACCACUCCGCCGUGUACACCGAGGGGCUCUUCGGGCUGCUCAGCAUCGCGGGCAUGUUCUACUCGACGCGCUCGGAAGGCACGCGCGUCCUCGACGUCGCGAAGGCGGCGGGGCUCUUCGCGCUCGCAACGGCGCUGCGUUCGAACGGCAUCCUCAACGCGGGUUUCCUGGUGUACUGGGCAGCGCACGCCGCGUGCGCCUCCGCGCUUCGUCGUCCGGCCCGUGCGGCCCUCGCUGCCGCCCUCGGGCUGUGCGCGAGCGCUGCGUGCCUGGCCCCGUUCGUGUGGUUCCAGAUGCGCGGACACCAGGCGUUCUGCGUCCACCUCGAGACCACCGGGGCGCCGCGCAGGGCGUGGUGCGCGAGCGCGCUGCCCUACAUAUACGGUUGGGUUCAAAAACACUAUUGGGAAGUAGGCUUUCUUCGUUUCUAUCGGAUAUCGAAGAUCCCAAACAUCCUCCAGGGCGCCCCGUCGCUAGCGCUCGCGGCGUGGGGCGUGCGCGCGUACGUCCGACACGACCCCGGCCGCGCCGCGUCCCUCGCGCUCCCUCUCCCGGCAUCGUUGCGGCGCGGUCUGCAGCCCCUGGCGCGAACCACCGCGCGGCUGGUUGGGGGAGCGACGGCCGCCGGGAGCAGCAAGAAGGACGACGACACGGACGAGCGGGCGCCGGCGAACGCGUUCCUCGAGUCCGACCGCGCAUUCCCGUUCGUUGUGCAGUGGGCCGCGAUGGCGCUUCUAGGCGCGCUGGUGAUGCACGUGGAGGUGUCGACGCGGUUUUUGUCCACGGUGCCGCCGAUGUACUGGGCGGUGGCUGGGGCGUCCCCGCGGCUGCAGAAGCGGAUCGUGGCGUUCUUCCUCGUAUACGCGGUGCUCGGGUGCGUGUUGUUUGUCAACUUCUACCCCUGGACGUGA